AUGCACGGUAAUGGUGACUCAUCUGUUGUCGAGCAGCGUGUGAGCUCAUUAAAAGAUAAAACUACUGAUACGAAGUCAGAAUAUAAAAAAGAAAAAGUACAAGAACAUUUUACAAAAUUAUUCAAUGGUAUUGUGGUUUUGAGAGUUGACGGUGGUACUGAAGUCAAAAUGAACGAAGACAACGAUCGUAUACCAGACGGCUUCAACGUAAUACGUGUUGCACCCAACGGUGGUAUCACACCUUUGCGUUAUCGCAAAUUAUCGGAAAAUGUCUAUGCUAUCACAUGUAUAAGUGAGUCUUAG
This is a messenger RNA of Adineta ricciae, 303 nucleotides long. The record is from the annotation of a GenBank genome assembly. Lineage: Eukaryota; Metazoa; Rotifera; Eurotatoria; Adinetida; Adinetidae.